Messenger RNA from Dicentrarchus labrax (European seabass), 3920 nucleotides. It is a transcript of the gene matn4, whose product is annotated as matrilin 4. Gene Ontology annotation, molecular function: calcium ion binding. Lineage: Eukaryota; Metazoa; Chordata; Actinopteri; Moronidae. The record is from RefSeq and is a predicted model, not a curated record. Bases 349 to 2448 code for a protein of 699 amino acids. The transcript is spliced from 17 exons.
CUCCUCCACCUCAUUCCACCAGUGAGUAAAACCGAGCGAGAAGCAGAGCUGAACGCAUUUUCACGUCCACGCGCUCAUUCCUCGCGGCACGGUGAGGACUUCUCUAAAAAAAAAAAAAAAAAAGUCUGGGAUAAACUUCAGCAAACUGUGACCUUGCCUUUCCUCACCCGGGACAUUGUGUGUGUUACGGGACUUUUUUGUUGCGGAGGCUGAAAACCAGCUGCCUUACCUGUCCCAUCCGCCGGUCCUCGGUGCGUCGUGUCCGGCCAGCAGCGUCCCCAGUUUGAUCCAGUUCCAGAGUCCAGCUGUGAGCGACCCGUCUGCUAGAUCACUAUCAUCAGGACGAAGAUGAGACUGUGUGGCUUCAUUGUGUUGACCCUGGCUGUCCUCGCCACCGCCAGGCCCAAAGCAGGUCCUAACCAAAAAUGUAAGUCUGGUCCAGUGGAUCUGAUCUUCCUCAUCGACAGCUCCCGCAGUGUAAGGCCACACGAGUUUGAGACCAUGAGGAAGUUCAUGAUCGACAUCCUGGCCACACUGGACAUUGGACUCAACGCCACCAGAGUGGGAGUGGUUCAGUACUCUAGCCAGGUCCGCAGUGAGUUCUCUCUGAAGACCCACUCCAAGCUGGACGCCAUGGUGAAAGGCAUCAAUGAGAUCAUUCCCCUAGCUCAGGGCACCAUGACCGGCCUCGCCAUCAAAUACGUGAUGAAUGCAGCCUUUAUCGCAGAGGAGGGAGACAGGCCAAAGGUCCCCAACGUAGUUGUGAUCGUGACAGAUGGACGUCCUCAGGACCGCGUGGCGGAGGUGGCAGCCGAGGCUAGAGAGAAGGGCAUUGAGAUCUACGCUGUGGGGGUGGCCAGAGCCGAUAUGACAUCCCUGAGAGCCAUGGCGUCCCCACCCUUCGAAGACCACGUCUUCCUGGUGGAGUCCUUCGAUCUUAUUCACCAGUUUGGACUGCAGUUCCAGGACAAGCUCUGUGGUAUGGAUCUGUGUCUGGAGUCGGACCACGGCUGUGAGCACAUCUGUGAGAGCUCCCCGGGCUCCUACCACUGCCUCUGCCUGCCUGGAUACACUCUGAAUGAUGAUGGGAAAACAUGUGCAGCCAUAGAUCUGUGCACUGAGGGGAAACACGACUGUGAACAAAUCUGCGUCAGCUCUCCUGGUUCCUUCACCUGCGACUGCAACAAAGGAUACAAACUGAACGACGACAAGAAGACCUGCUCAAUGAUCGACUACUGUUCGUUUGGGAACCACAGUUGUGAUCAUGAGUGUGUGAGUGUGCUCAAUGGCUAUCACUGCCGCUGUAACGAGGGAUACAGGCUGCUGGAGGACGGCAAGACCUGCCAGGCCAUUGACCUGUGUGCUGAGGGGAAACAUGACUGCGAACAAAUCUGUGUCAGCGCGCCCGGCGUCUUCACCUGCGACUGCAACGAAGGAUACACACUCAAUGAGGACAAGAAGACCUGCACACCUAUUGACCUGUGUGCCGAAGGAAAGCAUGACUGUGAACAAAUCUGCAUCAGUGCUCCCGGGGUCUUCACCUGCGACUGCAACAAAGGAUUCAAACUCAACAAAGAUAAGAAGACCUGCACAAAUAUGGACCUGUGUAACACAGUGGAGCAUGGCUGUGAGCACCAGUGUGUGAGCACCCCAGGAUCUUACUACUGUAUCUGUCCGGAGGGACAACUGCUGCAGGAUGACGGCAAGAGCUGCGGCACAUGCAAGUCUGCCAACAUCGACCUGGUGCUUCUGAUUGACGGCUCCAAGAGUGUCCGCCCUCAGAAUUUUGAGCUGGUCAAAAAGUUUGUUAACCAGGUGGUGGACUCUCUGGACGUGUCUGCUCAUGGCACCAGAGUCGGUCUGGUUCAGUACUCGAGCCGGGUCAGGACGGAGUUCCCUCUCAACAUGUACCACACUGCUGACGAGAUCAAAGCUGCAGUCAUGAAGGUUGAAUACAUGGAGAAAGGCACCAUGACAGGUCUGGCCCUUAAACACAUGGUGGAGAACAGCUUCUCAGAGGCAGAGGGCGCUCGUCCAGCCAGCCGCAACAUCCCCCGAAUUGGACUGGUGUUCACAGACGGACGCUCGCAGGAUGACAUCACAGAGUUCGGCAAGAAGGCCAAAGAAGCUGGUAUCACCAUGUACGCGGUGGGUGUUGGAAAAGCUGUGGAAGAUGAACUUCGUGAGAUUGCGUCUGAGCCUGUUGAGAAACAUUUCUAUUACACCACCGACUUCACCGCCAUCAGCACCAUCGCUGAGAACCUCAAACUCAAUGUCUGCCCAGAGGAGAGUCAGGGGGAGAUCGAGGUGAAGGACCCAUGUGCCUGUGAGAGUCUGGUGGAGUUCCAGCAGGCCACCAUGAGCAGCCUGGAGCAGCUCACUCAGAAACUGGCUGGUAUGACUGCCCGUCUGGAGCAGCUGGAGAACCAGCUUCUCUCCAGGAAGUGAUCUGAUCAUCACAGUGAGCGAACAGGACACCACAGAGGAAGAAUAACAGACUGAGGAAGAGGAGGGCACAUCCUGGCGCGAUCAUUAAAAGGGGAAAUCAGAAACCCUUCCAAUCAAUGGGCAGAGCCAAAGUGUCUUUUCUCAAAGCCUUUGUAGCCUUCACUAGGUCUGUUGCUCUUCACGUGAGGAUGAUAUUUUUAUCUGAACUUGUGAUAUAGAAUCGUAUUUCUGGUAUCGAUGUAAAUUACAUUUGUACACUUUUUUGUCUAAAAACAAAAACACACGACAGCGCCACACCCACUUUCCCACCUGUCACUGAGCAAAGCAGCAAAUGUUUAUUAUGAAACAGAAGGAUAUUACAUUUCCAAGAUUCCCCAGGACAUCUGUUAACCCCUGGGAAUCCGUGUGUACAAACAAACAAACAAACAAACAAACAAACAAACUAACUAACAAACAAACAAACAAACAAACAGAACUGACCCUUCCUAAGUCCCAGGGUCUGACUGUGAUUGGAGCGCAGAGCGUAAAGGGGGCGGGGCUUAGGAAGAGUCAACACUUCAUCUGUGCAGCACAACGGGCGACUGUAGGCACGUUGGCUAUCUUUGUAAACUAGAUGUAAUCAACGUACUGUAUUAGAUAUUAUUUAGUGAACACAUGAGUAUGAUCACACACACAGUUCAUUCAUAGUCACGCUCCAUUCAGCUGUUUCUCUUAGUGCUGUUUAUACUUGAUCUGUUUUGUACGGUUUGUUAAAUAUGAUGUAUUUAUAGCAGAUUGUUUUUGUUUUUUAAGUACCACAGUAGAAUAGCAAAUUAAAAUAAAAAGUAGUUCUAAAAGUGUUAUUACCACUCCCAAUAUUAAAUUGGUCAUUUUCAUUCAAAAUCAUUACUUGUUUGCUUGUAGAAACUAGUUUUGAUCACAGAACUAACUGGCUUUGCAGUGUGACGACUGUUGAAGAGGAAAGUGGUUUAAAUAAAAAAAAAAAAGGGAAGUUAAGAAGUUUAAAGUCACUGUUCACUAAAGCUGUGGUCUGUUGUUGAUAAAGAAAAAUGUGAUGAAUUGGCUUUUGUAAAUCACAUUUGUUCUUCACUGUGCACUUUCUAGAUUUUGUCUCACAGUGCUCUUAACAUGUCUGAGUAUUAGUGUACAUACAAGUUAAAAUAUUAGUGUACAUUACCCUAAAGUGAUCAGUUAUCAUCAGCCUGACCUGACCCGUCUGUCGUAAUCUCGUCACAUUAGCCUAACAGAGAAUGAGAGGCCUCACAGGGUACUGCAUGUAAAUGAAUGACCACCUUAACUAUGGUAGUUUGCCUCAUUCUUGUAGUUUUGUAUAAAAAGAAAUACCACCACCAUUGUAUGCCCCUUUAUAUUUGAUUGCCUGUAUGUUUUUGUAUAUUUUCUAAUAGCUUUACCUUUUUGUAUUUUUCUGAUGAGUCCCUGUAUCACAGAAGGCAAUAAAAGAGUGAACUUUU